AUGAGUGAAGAGCAAAGACUACCAGAAUCCUUAAACGACUCGCAGAAGGCGAGACCAAAUGCCAAACAUGUCUCCAGAGCUUGUCUAGAGUGUCGUCAUAGGCACUUACGCUGUGAUGGACAAUACCCAAAAUGUGGAAGAUGUACUCAACAUGAUAAAGAAUGCUCAUAUGUUAAAAGUAAUAGAGGAGGAUCAAGAAAGAAGGGUGUUAAAAAGGCUAAACCGUCAAAAACUGAUAUAACAGAUGUUGAUAUUGAAGUCCCAAUACUGCCAUGUAUACCAAACAAUGGUGGACCUGUUGAUCACAAUGAAGCAAACUGUCCAAAUGGUCAUGAUAAAGAAUCUUGCUCAUUUUUGAGAGAUGGCUCUCAGCUCAAUCUACCUUGCACUAAAAAGCAAAAAGCCAAUACGAUUCAAGAACGUGGCGAGCAAAAUGUUAACAUGGAACCAUUUCACAAACAACCUUCAGCUGCUGGUAGAAAGUUUUUAGAUCAAGUUUUUGAUAAUUCAUCAAUAAUCAACAAUUACUAUACAAGAUUCCACGUUGCACACCCAUUAUUACCAUCUAUCGAUGAAAUUGACAACUUUUUACUAUUAUCAGAUGAGCCUAGAGAACUAUUAGCAGUUAUGAAGCUAAUUGGUGAUGGUUACACAAGUUCUAAAUACUCCAAAAAUAUAAACCAAGUUUUUGAUAUUGUCAUUGAAAUUAAUGGAUUGAUUGAAAAAAAACCGAGGGAUUUGAUCACUUUACAAACAUUGAUACUACUGUCGCUUGUUUGUCAUAUAUCUGCUCUCCAUGAUCUAAGCACAUCAAUAAGGAAAAAAUGUAUGGAGUUGGCUAUCCAUUUGGAUAUAAAUAAUUUGGAUAUUGAAAGAUUUAAAGGUGAUAUAGACAUUAAUGGUAACUCAUUAAAUAAGAAAGGAGCUUCUUCAUCAGCUGUGAAUGGAUUAACACCAACAGGGUCAGUGGAUGAGCUUAAUGUUAACUUUUAUAACACAAAAAGGGUAAGGAACUUAGAAGAAGAAACACUCAAAGAUUGUGCAAGAAGAUGCUUUUGGGAACUUUUCUUUUUGGAUAUCAUUAUUGGUUGUUCAGAUGGUAAAACAGUCUCCUCAUUAACAUCUUUGGAAUGCUUUGUAAACUUUCCUAACAAACCAGAUAGAUUUGAAUUUGAUUAUGAAACAAGAGCACACACUUCAAAGCUUGUUGAUGAUUCUGUUCGGUUAAAUAACAUCAUUUUUUCAAAUGUUUCCAUUGGUCAUCAAUAUACUAAAUUGAGUGCAUCUUUAUCCAAUUGGGAACUAAAAUUUUCAAACCCAGAUUUUUACAAAUUACCUUAUUUGGUUGACGGGAUGGGUCGUAUAAAUAAUGGUGUGCAUCAAGGUAUUUUGAUGUUAAAUUAUGCGAAAAUUUUCACUCAUCGUCCGUUAUCAUUUUUGUGGAGACCUGAUAUACCCAAGAAUUUAAAAUGCGUCGAAUUCUUGAAUGAUCAAUUGAACAAAACAGAUGAUAACUGUCAAGAUCUACCAUCAGAUAAAGAUUUAAUAAAGUCCAGAAAGAUUAUUGAAACCAGAAAGACCAUUGAUGCUGCAAACUCUAUAUCAAAGACAUUGAUUGAUACAAAUCCUCUAGAUAUUUUGAAAAGAACUCCAUUAAGUGCAUGUUCUUUGGCUUUUGCUGGUUUAGUUCAUUUAUCGUCAUACCUUUGGUAUUCACAGGUGAUUCAAAGUAAAGAUCCAAAUUUAGGAUCUUUUAACUCGAAUGAAUUGAAUAUUUAUGAAGAGUAUUUGAAAUUGGAAUUAUCUGGUAUCUAUCAAAUUUCAUCACAUUGGUAUUUAAGUUCAAAGAUUGCAAACUAUUUAUUGGAAAGUAUAACCAAAUUAUUGCCUGAUUUAGCUGAUAAACUACAUUCUCAUUUCCAUAAUGAUGCUAAUUAUGCAAAUGUUAGAGCUCAAAAAGAGGAUGAGAAUGAAUUUGAUGCGUCAAGAAGCAUAAAUUCAACAAAUAUUGAUAAUUUGUCAAUUUCAAAUAACAGCGAAUCCACACCAGUCAAUCAUGUCUCAACACCACUUAAUGGUUCAUCAACACCUGGCACGGAUUUCAAUAGAGGCUUCCCAAAUGAUCCAACCUAUUCAUCAUUAAAUCUGAAUACUGUUCAGCAGUCAGAUUUACCUUGGCCAAAUUCCGAAGAGCCAAUGUCUCCACAAUCUGAUACUGGUUGUAAUUGGAUUGAUAAAAAUCAAUUGGACUUUGAAUUUAAUGAUUAUAAUUUCGCUGAAUUUGAUUUGAAUACGAUCAAUGCUAUUGAUGAUAUGAUCAAAAAUGCAACUACAAAUUGA
Messenger RNA from Hansenula anomala, 2340 nucleotides. RefSeq names its product Zn(II)2Cys6 transcription factor. Lineage: Eukaryota; Fungi; Ascomycota; Saccharomycetes; Phaffomycetales; Wickerhamomycetaceae. The record is from RefSeq and is a predicted model, not a curated record. Bases 1 to 2340 code for a protein of 779 amino acids. The transcript has a single exon. Gene Ontology annotation, molecular function: DNA-binding transcription factor activity, RNA polymerase II-specific; zinc ion binding. Gene Ontology annotation, biological process: regulation of DNA-templated transcription.